Molecule: messenger RNA, 4149 nt
Organism: Opisthorchis viverrini
Lineage: Eukaryota; Metazoa; Platyhelminthes; Trematoda; Opisthorchiida; Opisthorchiidae
Exons: 22
Coding region: 1-4149 (1382 amino acids)
Molecular function (GO): protein binding
Source: RefSeq, a predicted model, not a curated record
AUGGCGGUUUGUAUUUCCCGACAACUACUUCAGCAAGCCAAGAAAAACGAGGCAGAGUUUCGUGCGGAUACUGUGGCCUACACCGACGGAUUUUUGUACCGAGGGAAAGUGGAGAAUGGAGCACGCACUGGUUACGGGGUCCUUUGCCGCAAUGGAUACACUCUGUUCCAAGGAUACUCAAAACAAGCCAUGAAGUACGGUGGGGGCCUUCAAAAGUGGCCCCAAGGUGAUUCUUAUAUUGGGAACUUUGAGGAGGAUAAGCGAAACGGCUUUGGAUCGUACAAGUUUAGUUCUGGAGAAGUCUUCGAGGGUACAUUUUAUGAGGACCGUAGGCAUGGAUAUGGACUGAACACGUGGCCAGAUGGUUCAGCGUAUUUUGGAACAUUCUUUCUAGAUGAAAUGUACGGAUAUGGUCUGAUGCGUUACGCGGAUGGAUCUUGCUACGAAGGAUUCAUCGCGAAUGAUCAGCCAGAAGGACCGGGUAUUCGCAUGUCACCACCACUGCCCGACGGACCGGGCAGAGUAGCGGAUAUUGGCUAUUGGCGGAACGGAAGGUUGGCCCGUCUGUUGCGUUCCACCAAUCCGACAGAGCCCUUCAGCUGGACAAAACAAUUUCCGGAACAUGCAAUUUACUCCACACUGAACAACGGGUUACGGGUGUCUCCGGCAGUGGUAACCAAGUCAAUCGCAUCCGUGCGUUCCAGUAUGUACAAGAACCUGGUAGUUGAACGAUACAUGGCCGAACCUGUUUUCCAGCGUCUUUUGGAAUGCAAUACUCAAGGCCUUGACCGUCAUCUGUGGCAAGAACUGCUGCUGGAUGCAAUCGGUAAAGGAAUUCAAGAUGCAAAGUUCGACCCGGAUGGGUGUCGAUCAGAACGACCUCCAUUUAUGCAGCUAUCAGCAAACAAGCCGCCUGAGUCAGAACUGGGGAUUCAGAGCCCGGUAAAUCAACCAGGCUUGACUUCGUCCGCUGCUGAGCCGAGUAUCGACGACACACUGGACAAGGAAUUUCAGAAAAUGAGGACGAUAAAUCUCCGGACUAUUCAAGCGCAAGUCGCCAAAUGUCGAUUCCUGCAGAAUUUUGUUCGUUCCAGUUUGUCUGACUGGUUACAGAAUGGCAACGCGGUAAGCAACUCGGCGGGGGCGAGCCAAAUGGCUCUGUUGAACUGGGCGGAAUUGUGGGAGCUUCGGUUCAAGCAACUUCAACAAGAAGAAAGUGCCAGUGAAUCGGAUAGUGCUGUUGCCAAUUAUGGUAGUCACGAGCAACUGGCUGUGGAAUUCCUCAAGAACUGCCAAUCAGGACUAGUGGAGCCUGUCCGAACACAACUAAGAACUGACUUCACUUCGCAGGCAGGUUUACGUCCAACUAUUGAUCCAAAUGUCGCAGAACAUCACGGAUGCUUUGGGCUGUUUUACGCUGUGCUGGCGUGGAACGAAACGCUUGUGAACGUGUUGCUGGAUUUCGGAGCUAAUGUGAACCAAAUGACAGACGAAGGUGUGACUGCUCUUGGCCUGGCGUUCUUGUUUUACAGCCGGGCGAUGCAACAACUUGCAGACCAAGCUGGUUCACAAGCCAAUCACCAUCUCAUUCGAUUCGACGCUCCCGAAAGUGAAAGUGAACUGCACUCAGAAGGUGAAACGCACGAUGGCAGCACUUUUCUACAUCAGGCCGAGGUGACAAUCCACCUAAAGGAUUUGGCCAUCGUAGAUGACGAGAAACAACGAGAAUUGGCAAAGCUAGCUCAAAUGCACAAACUCUAUGCUCAAAAAUCGCCCACAAAAGCUGCGACAGCCUUGAAGCCCAUCACCGAAAGUCAGUGGGUCAAGGACAGGGAACAGGCGGCUACAAUAGAACAACCAGAAAUGAAGUUACCCUCCUUCGAGCGUUUCACCGAAUGUCUCACGCGUUUGAACAAACAGUUGGAUUUGCGUGAAUCAGCGCGGCAGCGGGUACAAGAAAUGAAGGAUGCAGUUGUGCAGGAAGAAUCCCCUCAUUCUAAACACCCUUUAAUCGAUUGGCCUACCAAGGAAGCUUCUGCCGAAGCCAUCAGUGCUGUGGCAAGAGGACUGUCCAGGAACAGAUUUUUUCUGUCCAAACAGUCCCUUACGCCGUCAACCUUGAGCCGAGAGGGCACAAUGGAUACUCAGACGUCAUCCGAUUCGGUUGGCGAAUGCCAGUCUGCGGUGAAUCAGAAGGCUUUCCUGUUGGUGCAGAAAAAUCAGAUUGUACGCAUGAUCGGAUUGUUGUUGCAACGAGGGGCGGACCCAAACAUGGCCGCACAACCCAUUCCCUCAUUGUUCACGGCUGUUCGUUGGGCGGACAUUUCAAUGGUGAGACGCCUGCUACGUCAUGGCGCUCAGGUCAAUGCGUCUCUGGAAGUGGACAGAGAGAAAUGUGUCGAACAGUCUGUAUGUGAGUUUGGAUGUAUCCUGAUCAUGAGCCAGGUUCCUGAUUUCACCGAGGAAUCCGCGCAACCUCAGACUUCUCCCGUGCUGAGCCUGGAUGGACUGACUCCACUUCACUAUGCAGUACUUUUACCCGGCAAGAAAGGUGUCCGGAUGGUCCAAAUGCUGUUGGAGGCCGGGGCCAAUCCAGAUGCCCAAGCAGCUCCUGACCAAAGUUUUACGAUCCAGUCAUCAAACCACGAGUCAGAAAGCACGGUGCGAGUGCCCACUGAAGUUUCACCUUCGGAGGGUGGUCGAACUCCUCUACAGCUGGCCUGCGCAAGAGAAUACGGACAUGAGAAUGCCGCAGCAAUGGUUCAGGCCAUGAUGGAUCACGGUGCUAACCCAAAUCUGACUUGCAACGGGCACACGGCUCUAACGCUAGCAAUCGCCUCUGGAAAUGACUUUGCAAUUGAUAUUCUUCUGAGGUAUUCACGAACAAACGUCAAUUUGAAAUUGACUCACGGCUUAGGAAGCGCACUCGCCGUGGCUGCGACUCGAAUGUUUGAAUACCGUCGGGAUGGACAGACUCGGCUGAAAUUGUUGAAAAAGUUGGUAGAAGUCGGUGGUGCGUCCACAAUAAUGCGCUUUCCAAUGUCGUGGAUGUCAAGUUUGGGGAAUGUGGUUGAUGCGACCUACAACAAUUAUCAGGAGGAUCUUCGGCUCACCAAAGUCCCGUACCAUGCGUUGCAUGCCGUAGAAAAGGAGGUUUACACUUCCAGAGCAAAUAUUAUGGAGUAUCUAGCCGGCUGCCUACGUGAAAGCCUUCACGCAGCAGGGGAUCAUGCAAGAAGUGUGGAUCUCAAGAAGGGAGAGCGGCGCUCUCGAUCACCGGCCAAGGGAACUUGUCGACAUCAAGGUUUCAUUCAUGUGCGUGAAGACUCAAAACCGGCGGAUUCUACACCUACGGAACAAGAUGAUGAUUUCUACCCAUUUUGCUACGGAUGCGGUCGAUCUCUGGGAGUACGCCUUACCCCCUGUGCGAAAUGCAAACGUGUCUACUACUGUUCCAAGGCAUGCAGAAUGAAACGUACUCAGCCUCCUCCACGGAAAAAACGUCCAGUGUCUGUGAAGCAGAAGGUGAUACCGCCCGUUGAAAAUCGACCAAUGAGAAAACUGACACCAAAGGCCAAAACGGGCAAGCGCCAGGUGCUAGUGUGUCGGUCAGGUGGCGGAGAAUUCCUCAGUUUUUGGCAUCCAGCACGCGAGUUUCAAUUCAUAAUUAAUCGAUAUCUGAGGGAUAUAACCCACUACUUAAAACAUCAAAGUGCAAACCCGAAUAUUUUGCUCAUUGAACUUUCUACAAUUAGUAAAUACCCUAAACGUAGACAGCCCACUUCCAACGAUGAAGCUGAAUACCGUGGCCCCUACGCGCAGAGGACAUACGUAAGAUGUCAGUGUUUGACCUUCUGGGUCUCCGAACUAUGGGUCAGGUCUGGUGGGAACAUUGAAUUAGCUGUGCUGGUUAGGACAUGUGCUCCGCAUGUCGGAGACCCUCUCUCUCAGAGAGCUCAUUUUUCCGAGCCCUGUGCUGAGUGGAAGCGACUGAGAGAUGGGCAAUAUAUGACCCGGCAACGAAGUACAAAAACCCUAACCAGUAAACGUAGUCGAGAGGGCAACUGCUGCCUCCCUGGAUGGGGACCCCGAGGCUCAAAUUACCAGCGGUUAAUGACAUUGGCGGAAAUGGCCCAAUCGCGCAGUUAG